This is a messenger RNA of Vombatus ursinus (common wombat), 1620 nucleotides long. RefSeq names its product POP4 homolog, ribonuclease P/MRP subunit (gene POP4). Gene Ontology annotation, molecular function: ribonuclease P RNA binding. The transcript has 7 exons. The record is from RefSeq and is a predicted model, not a curated record. Gene Ontology annotation, biological process: tRNA 5'-leader removal; rRNA processing. Lineage: Eukaryota; Metazoa; Chordata; Mammalia; Diprotodontia; Vombatidae. The coding region runs from base 208 to 903 and encodes 231 amino acids. Gene Ontology annotation, cellular component: ribonuclease P complex; ribonuclease MRP complex.
CUUGAUCGGUCCAGCGAUCUACCUACCCGGCUACCUUCCUUAUUUUCUCUCCCCUUCGUCCUCAAGUUGCGACCAGGGUCGUGGCCUCGCCUCGCACGUCACGCCCCGGCUGCCCAGGCAGCGCAGCGUCGAGUCGGCUGGAAAGGAGAAGAAAGGCAGCAGGAGGGAGCGGAGAGACGGUGUCGUGAGCGCGGCGCGGGCCUUGCGAUGUCAUCAGACAGAGCCGGAAGCGGCGCGGGGAUGGAGCGCUUGAUUUACCAAGCUUUCUCUCAAGAAGAAGCCAAAGAACUUGAUGUUCAGCACCAGGGAUCCCGAAAGGCCGAGGCCUUUCUGAAAGCCUUCCUCAGAAGAAGCAUGCCCCAUGUGACAGAAGCCCAACUCCAUGACCACCUUCAUCGCAAAGCCGUUGUGCUAGAGUACCUUCCCCCAAAAAAGCCCAAGGAAAGAAAAAGAAAAUCGAAAGGCUUCUCUGCAAAGCAGAGGCGAGAGUUGCACCUCUUUGAAAUCAGACCAGAGCAGCAAAGAUACAGCUUGUUUCUCCCUCUGCAUAAUCUCUGGAAACAGUAUAUCCGGGACUUGUGCAAUGGUCUCAAGCCAGACACGCAACCACAGAUGAUUCAAGCCAAGUUGUUAAAAGCAGAUCUUCAUGGUGCUAUUAUUACAGUUACAAAAUCUAAAUGCCCCUCUUAUGUUGGUAUUACGGGAAUUCUUCUUCAAGAAAUGAAGCAUGUCUUCAAAAUUAUCACCAAAGAUGACAAAUUAAAAGUUAUUCCCAAGUUAAACUGUGUGUUUACUAUAGAGAUCGAUGGCUUCAUUUCCUAUAUUUAUGGGAGCAAGUUCCAACUUCGGUCAAGUGAGCGUUCUGCAAAGAAGUUCAAAGCAAAAGGAACAAUUGACCUCUGAACUUGUGGCUGCUUAAGAAAAUAUCACUGCGAUUCAGAACAGUGUGAAGGAAGGCGGGAGACCUGAACUGGCAGCUGGCUCAUGUUUGGUGCCUUGCUCCUUAAAAAAAAAUAAAUAAAUAACUGCCAGGCCAGUGAGUAGCUCAUUUCCAGCUCAUUUCACCAGUUCAAUUGUUAGAGUUGUCUUUUCUUUCCAUAUUGUUUAAAAAUUCUGCGUGUGGUCUGCCUGCCUCUUUGGUUAAACAGUUGAUUUUCUGAUUGCAUUAUUUUCUAGUGAGAUUUGUUGAGUCAAUUCAAGUCUGUCGCCCCCUGGAGUAGCAGUCUCAGCAGAAAGUAGCUUACACAAUCACAGGCUUUUAUUUUGCAAAUUAAUAGUUCCAUUGGAUUAAGGAGUUGGGACCAUGCAUAUUGAGCUUUGUGUCAUCUAGUCUCUAUACCUCAGGAGCAGACUAUAAAGAGGGAAAUGCAGAAGGUACUGUUCUCCAGUGCCAAGCCUUUGUGGCAUCAUCCAGAGAAAAGCCAGGGCACCUGGGAGGAUAGAGAGGAUCAUGAGGCUUUCUUUCCCAAACUCCCAUACAUUGUGUGACCGUCCACUUCCCAGAAACUUCAUCCCAGGUGUCCUUUGAAGCUGUUUCAGAAAACUAUAUCUGUAAUAACUUUGAAAUCUGAAUAAGAAAAUGUAUUAUUUGUGCAAUAAACAUAUUAUUUUUAAAAAUAA